AUGUAUCAGCAAUCAUCUGCUGGUGAUGCGGCAACAAAAAUUCAAGGUGCAUUUCGUAAUCAUCAAGCUCGACUGGUAUUAAAAGAUCGAGCAACAUGGAAAAUACAUGAAAAACUUGAAUAUUCAAGCGAACAAACUGAAGGAAAACUUAGAGAUAUGUUUGAAAAAUUACUCAACUCAUCCGAUAUACUUUCACCGUCUGUUACAAAGCUACUUCAAAAACCUGGAUUACCUGUUGAAGAAAAAGAACUUUUAAGAUUAACGAAUCCUGAUGAUAUUCAAGUUGAAGCUAAUUAUCGAGGACCACAUAUCAAAGGUCAAAUUACAAGGAGUACAUUUGUUGAUUUGAUUGAAGCUUUUCAAAAAAAACAAGUUUUGCAUGAAAAAUAUGUCAAUGCAAUUCUUCAUCAAGCACGUUCUAUACUUAAAACAUUACCAAAUGUUAAUCGUAUCGAUUUAUCUAAUCUAUAUCAUAUAUUUAUUGUUGGCGAUCUGCAUGGACAGUUAUCUGAUUUAUUAUAUAUAUUUCAUACGAAUGGACUACCGGCACUUGAUAAUCCAUAUAUAUUCAAUGGAGACUUUGUUGAUCGAGGUCCGAAUUCAGUUGAAGUUAUUCUUUUACUUUUGGUUGCUUUGAUUCUUUAUCCAAGUUCAGUUUUUCUUAAUCGAGGUAAUCAUGAAGAUAUUGUAGUUACAGCUCGAUAUGGUUUUCAAGAAGAAAUUAAUCGCAAAUAUCCAAAAUGUAAAACACCAUUACUUGAUCUAUUUAAAGAUACGUUUAGUUGGCUACCAAUCUAUGCAAAUCUUGAUACAGGAAAAUCUCAUGUUAUGAUAGUACAUGGAGGAAUAUCUAAUCGAAUUAAUUUAAAACAAAUAAAUUCUCUUACACGAAAUCGAUAUAUUUCACUUAUUAUACCGCCCAAAUCGAAAAAUGGUGGUGAACGAUUGACUAAAAAUGAAGAAGACGAAUAUCUUCAAAUGGCAGAUUUAUUGUGGAGUGAUCCGGAUCCUGAGGGUCGUCCAGGAUGCCGAAAGAAUGAUGAUAGAAAUACGGCUUGUUUUUUUGGUCCGGAUAUAACAAAACAAUUUCUUAGUAAAAAUCACUUUUCAAUGAUUAUACGUUCACAUCAAGUCAAAGAAAAGGGUUAUGAAUUUGAGCAUGGCAAUAAAGUUUUAACUGUUUUCAGUGCAUCGAAUUAUAGUGAUGAAUCCAAUUCGAGUGCUAUUGUACGAUGGGAUUAUGAGUCAGCCGAGCCAUGUAUUAUUUCAUUCACAUUACAAGAUGUUAGUCCAACUGAAAAAUUAAGUUUUAAUAAACAAGUAGCGCCAUUUGAAGAUCCAGUUUAUCAAUCAUUAAUGAAGAAAAUUGUGGCAAAGAAAAGCUUACUAAAAAAUGAAUUCGAAAAAUCAGAUAGAAAUCAAACUAAUCAUUUAUCUGCGACAGUUUGGUCGGAUAUAAUGAAAAAUGUUCUUCAAAUUGAUUUGCCUUGGCUUACUUUACGUUCAAAAUUUGUAAAAGAGGACACACAAGGAAUCCUCUAUAAAACUAUGCUUGAAGAAUAUACUUUAGAUAAUGCGAAAUUUCAAAAGUCUAAUACAGAUAUUAUGGAACAUCUAUAUAUAUGGAAAGAUGUACUAUUGACAUUAUUUAAUUUAAUUGAUCUUGACCAUUCAGGUUUUAUAAGUCGUGAGGAAUUUUCUGAUGUUAUUAAACUUUUACUCUAUGAUGAACAUGGUGUUGGCGAUGUAAACCAAGCAUAUAUUGAAGAACUCACUUCGGCAAUGGAUUUGGAUAAAAAUGGAAAAAUUGAUGUCAAUGAAUUUCUUGAGAGUUUUCGUAUUGUUAAUGUGAAGAAACCAGAAAAUUUACACGCUAAACCAAAAAACCCAGCUGUUACACAAAUACGACGCAUGAAAAAGUAACUCUACGCACAAAUGAGCCUGCGUCUAAUUCAUUAAACGCGCAUAAAUCUAUAUCCCUAUCUUUUUUUCGUAGUACUAACUUUUUCUACUUGUUUACAUAUAAAGAAAAUCAUUUAUUGCCUUCAUACUUUCAUUUGAACAAACACUCGAGGGUGUGGGCGCAUCCACAUCCUCAAGGAAGGAAAAAGAAGAAGAAAUCACACAACGUUAACGGGUCUCUUAAAUACUAAAGCAUCUAACACGAUGAUUAUUUUCAUCGAAACCAUAAAAGUUGCUAUGGCGAUCGAAGGAUAACUCGUGAGUGUGGGUGUGCCAGUUCGAAAGACAUUACCGUUACACACACACGCCAAGCUUUGUAGCACUAUUGGUGACACAUUGUUGCCUAUCAAUCAAAAAACGAUUUACUGCAGACAUUCACGACCAUCAACCUAAAGUAUUUUUUAUUACAUAUAAAUAAAACAGAGAUACAAUUACGUUGGGGACAUCCCUGUCUUCUAACUGGUCUCCUCAAAUUUAGUAAUUUUAGUUUAUUUUAUUGGAUCAUUUCAUUUUUGCUCGAAGAUAGAAAUAGUUUCGAUGAGUACUAGUUGUGUCAAAGUUUGAUGAUAAGAAUAUCACGUUUAUGAUUUAGCCACUACUGGCAUAGCUUCCCGUCGCCCUCGUGGGUCGAGCAUUUUAACUUUGUUCCAUAGUUCAGGUAAAGAACCAAUACAUACUAUGGGUAAUAGAAGAGUAUUGGUAACGCAUCAUGGCUCCAGUAAGGAUUUCCGAAUAGGCGAACUAGAUAUAUAACCGAAAAUGGGAAAUCAAAGAAUAAAUAUAGAAACGAUAUAGAGACAAUAUGUAUUGUUAGUUUCCGGUGCUUUUGCCACCCAAGUAAGCAAAAAAUGAAGGAAGACUGCCGACGUGACUAGUCAGAAAUGUCCGCAGCUGCCGUCUAGUCUAGUCUGAAACGUCUUGCAUACUCGUCUAGUCUAGUCAGCUUAAUGAGGAGUGUCUUGUAAAUACGUCUGUACUAGUCUGAAAUGUCCUUGAGCCCAGUCAUGUCUAGUCCGUGUUGUCUGUUGACCUAGUCCAGACUAGUAAGAAGAUUAAAAACAGAGG
Rotaria socialis is the source of this 3027-nucleotide messenger RNA. Lineage: Eukaryota; Metazoa; Rotifera; Eurotatoria; Philodinida; Philodinidae. The record is from the annotation of a GenBank genome assembly.